This is a messenger RNA of Salvelinus fontinalis (brook trout), 1566 nucleotides long. Its product is annotated as persulfide dioxygenase ETHE1, mitochondrial-like. NCBI's taxonomy places the organism in Eukaryota, Metazoa, Chordata, Actinopteri, Salmoniformes, Salmonidae. Gene Ontology annotation, biological process: hydrogen sulfide metabolic process; glutathione metabolic process. Bases 316 to 1185 code for a protein of 289 amino acids. The record is from RefSeq and is a predicted model, not a curated record. The transcript is spliced from 7 exons. Gene Ontology annotation, molecular function: sulfur dioxygenase activity.
UGUGUGUGUGUGUGUGCGCGCGUUGAAGUGUUGACAUCUUGCACAUGUCCACUGCUCUUGUUUAGUUCUUGGAGAUUCGCAAGGAGUAGGCUCCCUUAUCAGAUUUUUUUGGACUUCCUGGCUACAUGCACAAUAAGUCAAUAUAGCUACAACAUUUGUGCCUACCAUGCAAAUUGUGUUUUAGGCUAUAGCCAAAUAUACUGCAAAGACAACGGACCGAUACAAAGGAUUGGGAAACAACAAACUCGUCGGCUUUUAGUUCUGGGAUUUCUACCCUGCCCGUCGCAGUGUCAGUUAAAUCACCGCGGAGAAAAAAUGUGUCCAAUUGUAAACCGACUGAAACCUGCUCUGGCCUACACGCUGUGCCUCCAAACAACCGGGCACUUGCGUAAAGUUCCAGCCCACGUGGGCCCGGGCUUACGCACCAGCAAGCAGCCUCUAGAAUCAGUCAUCAUACGACCUUACUGUGCCGGGAUGGCGUUGGGAAAAGGGCCUUUCUUCAGGCAGCUGUUUGAGUCGGUGAGCAGCACCUACACCUAUCUACUGGCUGAUACAGAGAGCAGGGAGGCGGUCCUCAUUGAUCCAGUACUGGAGACAGUGGACAGGGAUCUGAAACUUGUAGAGGAACUGGGUUUCAACCUGAAAGUGGCAGUGAACACUCACUGCCAUGCAGACCACAUCACAGGCACGGGACAGCUGAAGAACAGGCUGUUUGGGAUGAAGAGUGCCAUCUCCAAGCACAGCGGGGCCAGUGCAGACAUCCUGCUAUCGGAGGGAGAUAAGAUCAGCUUUGGCAAACAUUAUCUGACGGUGAGGGAGACUCCAGGGCACACAGACGGCUGUGUGACGUUGGUGACAGGGGACCAGAGCAUGGCUUUCACUGGGGACACACUGCUAAUCAGGGGCUGUGGAAGGACAGACUUCCAGCAGGGCUGCUCUAGGAGGCUCUAUGAAUCAGUCCACCAGAAGAUCUUUACAUUACCUCCUCAGUGUCUCGUCUUCCCUGCACAUGACUACAAAGGUCAGACGGCCUCCACCGUGGGCGAGGAGAGCAGGUUUAACCCCCGCCUGACUAAGAGCUUGGAAGAGUUUGUGGAUAUCAUGACCAAGCUGAACCUCCCCAAGCCUGCUAAGAUAGAUAUUGCGGUGCCUGCAAACCUGGUGUGUGGACUCCAUGAGGUUUGAAUGUCAAAUCGAUUUUUAGGAUUUCACUUUAAGCACUAUUGGGAGGAAGAGGGAAAUGUAUUUUCACCUGGCCACAAAUGAAUGUUUUAAAUAUUUUGUGUCUAAGAAGUAACCAAAACUAAAGCUUGUCAAAAAUGUAAGAAUGUAUAUAUUUUAUUUCCAAUAUGAAUACAAAUUCCUCCUUGUUUGCCUAUGAAAAAAGCAGUGUUCAUGAUUUGGUGGGUGUACAGAUGCUGAAAUUGUAUAGUAAAAGAUGCAUUGAAAUACAUGAUCAUAAAACAUACCCAUGUACAUUGUGACAUUUCUAAUCCAAUCUUCUGGGAAAAUGUGAACAGUAAAAUGACCUAGUUUUAUAUUAAAUAAAGAUUCUUCAACUGUAAA